Messenger RNA from Trematomus bernacchii (emerald rockcod), 3076 nucleotides. RefSeq lists its product as uncharacterized. The transcript has 10 exons. NCBI's taxonomy places the organism in Eukaryota, Metazoa, Chordata, Actinopteri, Perciformes, Nototheniidae. The record is from RefSeq and is a predicted model, not a curated record. Bases 1978 to 2925 code for a protein of 315 amino acids.
AGAACCGGAGUGGCGCUCCAGCCUGUGGUUGUAAAUUCAUGACAUUCCGAUGUUUGUUCAAAAAAUAGUCACCAGUUGAAGAGUUUAAUUUACACACUCACACAUCAAGGACAAAGGUUUGGAGACUUUUCCCAGAGACAACGCUCCCUUCAGCAGUGGCUGUUGAGUUAGGCUGCAUGCACAGAGAGGCUGAGAGGACACCUGAAAAAAUGUCUGCUUGGCAAUCAGUGCGCGGCUUGGAUGCAUUGCUGGAAGAGGAAUGCUUGCCAGAAGUUACGCUCCUUGAUGAUACAUGUGACUCAUUUCUUUCUGGUAGCAUGCCAGCUACUCCUGUGACCGCUGGGUCUUUGAAAAGCUGGAUUACUUCUCUCCAGCUUUCCCAACUGACUUCAUCCCCAAAUUCAAACACCAAGACUGAAAUAAUCCGCCCUCUGAAUAAGAGCAUGGACAGAUACUUCCCAGAUAUUACUCUUCUUGAUGUUACGCGGGAUUCUGAGAUAUCACAAGUAGAGGACUUAUCCUCCACGGACGUGACACAGGAUAAAACACCAGUGGCUAAUCUGGAAAGCAACCAGCCUCCCUCAGAGUUCAGCGAACAAAGUGGGACAGAGCCUGACAGGUCGUAUAUGGUUCCAAGAGAAGAAUUGCCAAGUACUAGUACUAUUACUGGACAUGUCACCCACACCACAAUCUCCUUUAGCGAAAAAUCUGAUAAAAGUGUGGGGGGAAACAGAACGCAAACAUCUCUGGAAGUAACGCAGGAUAUUUCUUCAAGCAGUGUUUUUGAAAACAGUAGGCCCUCAUUGGAGCCCAUCGGAUCAAACAUGGUGAAGAUUGAAACAUCAGCUGAAAAAACAUUUGGCACCCAUCCUGCUAAUGUCACACAUGACUUAAGCUCCUCGAGUGACAUGUCUGCUCAGUGUGCUGCAUCACAGCUCUCUACCUCUGAUGGGAAAUGCAACACUAGUUUAAAGAACGUCACCUCUGAGCUUCAUGUUGAACCUGUGCUUGACUGUAAUUCUGUGGAAGCCAAUGACAAGUCACUUACCAACCAUGAUGCUGAAGUGACGACCAAGGAGACACAACCAAGCCCAAAAACAUCUGGGUCUGCUAACGGCACGUUUACCUCCCUCCAGCCCUCGCAAUCGAGUUCCUCUAUGGAUCUAAACGCCACUGCCGAAAUAACUAGCCCUCAGAACAAGACUCUGGAUCUCCCUCCAUCUGAUGUAAACAGCUGCAAAGCGAAGAGUCAGGUUACAGUAGACGCUACUUCAGUCAUUAACAACACCAUCGAAGGUUCCCAGAAUCCAAAUUAUUCCGCUGUAAAUGCCAGUGGUCCCGGUAACAUGGUGAACGUCACUUUUCCCCGACAUUCUCUUAAAACAUCAAGUGCCGGUACCAUUUUAGUGGAAUCUGGUGCAGGAACAUUUUGCCUCGAAAACAAUACUUUCGAUGCUAAACUUCUCCCUAAGCAGAACGGCACAAUGACUUUGUCAGAAUCAGGCCCACGUGACAGUCACCAGAGUACUUUUGACAAGCCCUCUCUUAAUGCAACCAGUAGCCCUAAAGCAAACACUUCUAAUGCACAACGUCCUAAACUGGUAGAACAGAAUAGGACUACAGAUACAGACCCUAUUGCCAAGAUGGCUGCCACCCCUGAGAGCAAGUUGGAAGCCUAUACAGCUGUGAAUUCUGGAGUUGAUCGACGUAGAACUCAGGACCUUUCACAAUCGGGUCUGCCUGUGAUGGAUGGUUUUUCCGACAGUUUGGCCCAUCAAGGCAUGGAUACGUUCAACUUGGAUGAUACCCUUGAUUUGAAGGUGAAAUCUUUGAUCACUUCAACCCCAAUGCCUUCAAAAGAAGAGGGCAAAAUCUUAGGGGGAGUGAAAAAAACUGUAUGAGGAUGGUCCCAUUAAACCGGAUGGUCAAGUGCCGUCUGAGGUCCCAUCGAACCCCGUCUGUGACCGGAAAACUUUCAUGGAGCUUGUAGCUGCAAAAUCCCUUUUGCCUCCUUUGAAAACUGCAUCCCAGUUGUUCAAACACAAGACAGCCUCCGCGCUUCCAGGAAGGUUUGAGGCGCGGCCAUUCGGACAGAUUAUGACGAGACAAAGAGCAGAGGCUCUUAGAAAUACUGCUGCUGCUGCUGCUGCGGAUCCUCCACAGACUGCAGGAAUACCAAGCUCAUGCAAGUUACGUGCAACAACAGGAUCCAAGCAACCCAAUUCCGGCUUGCAGAGGCCGCAGUUGAGUGGAAUACCGACCGGGAUCCAGAGAGCUGCGACAGGUCUCAGACCACUAUCCAUGAGAAACGACACAUCAUCUUCUUCAAAGCAGCCAUUAACCAGAGGUGAACCUUUGCCACUAGCAAAGAGGAAGAAAAUGGAUACCACCUUCUCAAAUGGUAAUGCUGAAGCCUCAAAAUCUUCCUGUGAUACUGCAAACGGAAUCAAAAACCUCAAACGGCCCACAACCACUAAGAGAGCUUUGCCAGCCAAAAUCCAAAGGAAAGCUGCAGUGCUAGCCAGUACUCCAGCUGAAAUCCCACCAUCCUGUGCUGCUGUUAGCGGAGCCAAAGCCCUGAAACUGCCUGCGACCAGCCAUAGAACGCCGUUUGCUAAACCUAAAAGCCGUGGCUGCGCCAACUGUGCCGCGCUACAACAGCAACUGAAAAUGGCGUCGGAAGAAAUAAGGAGACUAAAAGAAGGGUUUGGGGCAGGGUUUCCUGUUUUGAAAAAGACACAACGGGUUGAGAGGGAUGAAAAUAGCCCAGACACCGUCUCUCAGGAGCCGGAGGAGAAGAGUGACACUCCCAAACAAGAUGAGGCACAACAGAAACCUAAAUGGAUGCCACCAAGACAUCCGGGAUUCGGAAACUCACUGAUGUCCGAGCUGAAGACCAAACUGAAAAAAAUCACGAAAGAAUGACAUGUGGAUGAAUUGUAAUGCUUUAUAUGAAUGUUUGGAUAUAAUAUACAAAUUGAUUUAUUUUUUAUGUAUUUAUGAAACUCAAUGCAGUGAUGAAAUGUUCAUCACAUUCAUUAUGUGCCUUAAUUUUUGUAUGUUUUGUAAUAAAGCU